AUCCCAUUCCCCGCCGAGUGUAGUACAAUACGUACUACAUUCAUACCAUUUCAAGAGCGCAACCGGUAACGGUUGGCCAGUAUGCUGCAAGCGAAGAAGCUUUGCUGAUUGCUGCCAAAAAUACACUUAACCGACGGGAGAACAGCGUAAAAACAGCGUACACAAGUUGGUGUGGAUCACCGUUCGCAAAGGGAGUUUGAUCCCUUAAAAGCAUCCACAAAGAUCCGCAUACGUAGCACGAAGCGAAGGAGGUUGCACAGUUCGGCAGGAUGGGAAACAAAACGUCAUGCUGCUCGUACUCGAGUCCGCCGCCAACGCGCAAAGCGAAGGAAGCGCCCGUAUUCGAGGAGCACAUGCCCGAGGGUGAGCUGUCCGCUAACAAUCUGCAACACAUUUCCGAACGUGAAGGAGACGACGGUGAACAUGAUCCGUCGGUCGAUCCGUCCGCUGGCACCAUGUUCCUGGAGCGCUCGAAACAAAGUCUCGAAAAUGGCAUCACGCGCAAAAAGUCUCAGCAUCAGAUCGUACCCCAGGGUGGCGGUGGUCCCGGUGGCGGAGGAGGGGGUGGUGGUGGAGGUGGAGGAGGCGGUGGUGGUGGUGGAGGUGGUGGCGGUGGCGGUGUGCUGAAGAAGAGCAGCAGCUGUUCGACGAUCUACCUGGAUGACAGUACCGUGUCGCAGCCGAACCUGAAGAAUACGGUCAAGUGUGUGUCGUUGGCGAUCUACUAUCACAUCAAGAACCGUACCAGCGAGCGGAGGAUAGACAUCUUCGACGAGAAGCUGCACCCGCUAACGCGUGACCCGGUGCCGGAUGAUUACGAUCGGCACAAUCCGGAGCAUCGGCAGAUCUACAAGUUCGUGCGGACACUCUUCAAUGCCGCACAGCUGACGGCCGAGUGUGCCAUCAUUACGCUGGUGUAUCUCGAGCGCUUGCUGACCUACGCCGAGCUGGACAUUGCGUCCUGCAACUGGAAGCGAAUAGUGCUCGGUGCGAUUCUGCUCGCGAGUAAAGUGUGGGAUGACCAGGCCGUAUGGAACGUCGAUUACUGUCAAAUCCUGAAGGACAUUACGGUGGAGGAUAUGAACGAGCUGGAGCGCCAGUUUUUGGAGCUGCUGCAGUUCAACAUCAACGUACCGUCGUCCGUGUACGCGAAGUACUACUUCGAUCUGCGCACGCUAGCCGAAGCGAACGAUCUAUCCUUCCCGACCGAGCCGCUGUCGAAGGAGCGCGCCCAGAAGCUGGAAGCGAUGUCACGCGUUAUGCAGGAUAAGGCGACAGCAGAAGCGCUUAAAAAUGGCAUGAAGAAGUGGUCCUCGAUCGAUAACAUCCACCAGCAGGGUGGCAUCCGGCGCAGUGUUGCCAUCCUGUCGUGAUUUUCUUCCAUCCCGACACCGUCGCACGUGAGCAUGAUAACGGUGAUGGUUAUCGCAUAAAUGGCAACCCCCCACCCCGCUCCCGCCAUAACACCUGCCGACGUCGACGACAGUCCGUGGGUGCCUGAUGUCCUGGCGAUGGACGCUUGGAGAGCAGCUAGACACUGCUAUAAACUAGGCUUAGGGUGUAACUAUCGUCGUUAGUACGCAACCGCUACUCUUACUAUCGCUGUAAUUGUAAACCGAUACUGCUAUUGUAAUUAUUAUCACUCACGCUAACAACUGCAUCAUAUUUCACAAACUCUCACCGGUAAUAACUAGCCGGUCAGGAUACGCUGUUAGAACUGUAUAAUGCCGUCACCUUUGAUGCUGCGAUGGAAUCUAAUUUUCGGGUAAGGUGCACUUACACGCGAUCGUCGCGAAGGUUGAAAAGAUAACGUUGUCUAUCGUCUUUUACGUUUUAAAAAGAACAAACUUAAGUCUUCAUGUACCCACACACUCACACAUACAAACUCAUACUUACACAACUAUGGGCUCGAAAUGAAAGCUGAUGAUCAUGAGGAG
Molecule: messenger RNA, 1937 nt
Organism: Anopheles moucheti
Lineage: Eukaryota; Metazoa; Arthropoda; Insecta; Diptera; Culicidae
Gene: CycY
Product: cyclin-Y-like protein 1
Exons: 1
Coding region: 270-1373 (367 amino acids)
Biological process (GO): regulation of canonical Wnt signaling pathway; regulation of cyclin-dependent protein serine/threonine kinase activity
Cellular component (GO): plasma membrane
Molecular function (GO): cyclin-dependent protein serine/threonine kinase activator activity; protein kinase binding
Source: RefSeq, a predicted model, not a curated record